AUGGAUGGGCCACCGCCUCCUCCGCCGCCGCAUGGUGAAAACCCUCAUACCACCGAAGGCGAAUACCGCAGAUCUUCCGACUUGCCGACAGGGAACUACGAUAUCUUUGUCAUUCCCCCGCACUCCUCCGGUUCCGGUUUCCUAUAUCUUCCCUCCUUGCAGACAAACCGCAACAGCUUCUUCGCAGGCGCCGCAAGUACAAUGCUAUUGGUCAUUGCCUGGUCCCUGAUCUCACCGGCAGUCAAAACGUGGUACAUUGCUGCUGUCUCCUCAAAUGGCACUGGCCAUAGCACUAUGGCAAUGAUUGUUGUGGCUUUGGGAGUAGGCAUUGCUGGGUGGUUGGCUGGAUUGUCGCAGUCCAAGAUGGAUGGCUUCUUUGGUGGAAAGGGAGGCUUCUCGGGAGCUGGUCCUGGUCCUGGCACUGGUGGGCCAAAUACGAACAGCCAAUCUAAUGCCAACCAGGGCAAUGGACAGCAGAACUAUGGGGGUGGACCGGGACAGCAGCAGUAUAACGGAUCGGGACAACAACGGCAGCAACAUGGAAAUCCUGGAGGACCAAAUCCGGGCAACCAGUACGGUAAUCAGAACAAAACUAAUGCCAAUUCUCCUCCGAAUCCGGAAGCAGAGAAGGAAAAGGAGAAAGAACGAGAAAGAGAGAGGGAAAGGGAAAGGGAAAGAGAGCGGGAGCAGGAGAGGGAGAAGGAAAGGAAGGAGAGAGAAAGAGAAAAGGAGCGGGAGAGGGAGAGGGAAGAGAGAGAAAGGGAAAAGGAGAAGGAAAGAGAAAGAGAAAGAGAAAGACAAAAAGAGAAGGAGAGGGAGGAGAGGGAAAGAGAGAAACAGAAGGCCGAAAAGGAGCGCGAACGCGAAGAGGCCAAGCGUAAAGAGGAAUUGCGCCGAAGGAUGGAUGAAUUCAAGCGUAAGCGAGAUCAAGAAGCCAAGGAGAAGCAAAGGGCAGCGGAGCGCGAAGCCAUGGAGAAAGAGUUGAAGGAGCGUCGAGAGCAGCUUGAACGAGAGAUGGCAGAUGCCAAGGCAGCUGCUGAGAAAGAAGCUCGCGAACGCUUGGAGAAAGAGGUCGCCGAGGCUCGUGCAAAGCAUGAAAAAGAAGCUGCUGAAGCCAAGGCUGAGGCUGAAAGGCUCGCUGCCGAAGCAAAGGCGACGACCGACCGCUUGGCGAGAGAGGCAAAGGAAAAGGCUGCCAAAGAGGCCGCCGAGAAAGAAGCAGCUGCUAAGGCUGCAGCUCAGAAAGAGGCCAUGGCCAAAUUCGCUGCCCUCAAAGAAGCCGCGGCAAAGAGAUAUGCUGAGAAGAAGGCCCAAGAGGCCAAAGAGAAAGCAGCGAACAAAAAACCUGCUAGUCCUGCCAGCGCUACCAGUGCUCCUCGGACUCCUUCCCCCAAGAAACAACCGCCCUUUCCAACUGCCAGGACGACCGUGGAGGAAGAUGAUGCAUAUUCAUUUCGUCCCUACGAUCGUCCACGCCGGCCAUAUGGCGGCGCAUCUGGCUCUGGCUCUGCUUAUUCUGAAUCAUCAUAUGCCCCAUCUCAAUCGACAGCUCGGACAACACCUCCACCAUCAACCCGCAGUGCAUACUCCACCAAGGAUCCUGACAAGAUCGUGAUCCAAGGAGUUUAUCAAUUCAACAACGCUUUCAUGAAAACCCCAGUUUCCCAACUCGUCUCAGGCCAGGGCAUGGUAACAGACGGACUCGUGCUCCGAAUCACCACCGAGGGACUCUUCGUCGACGACGACCUUAGAGGAGUCGGACAACGCGAAUGGGACGUGAAAGCCUGGACUCUCAAACUCACUGAGGUCUGGUGUCCCCAAAUGGGUGCCCCACCCGCCAAACCUGGCUCCAGCAACCCCUUCUCCUUCCGUCGCGGCGGUGGUGCCCAUUCAGUGCCUACGAAUGAAGAAUCCGAUGCCUUCCUUGUAAACCUUCUCAAAGUCUGCAAGAAUACCUGCCGUCUAGCAUCCCCAAGUGCAUGCUUCGCUCGCAGCGCCACGGCCAGUGGAGUCAACGACGCUCGCGCUCCUCAGUCCGAAUUCCGCGGUCUUCACGUUCUCCGCGCCAGUAUCCGUGAUCAGGAGGGGAAGCGCUACGUUUUCGUGCUACAGGACACUGAGGCUUGGAAGGUUGCUAUCGGCCUCCAGCGUCUUCGUGCUGGAGCUCUCGUCCGAAAUCUGGGCGUCACUGCUCUAUCAAUCCCAGAUUGCAAAAGCAUUCUCGGAGGUCUUGGCUACGUCUAA
Molecule: messenger RNA, 2244 nt
Organism: Penicillium odoratum
Lineage: Eukaryota; Fungi; Ascomycota; Eurotiomycetes; Eurotiales; Aspergillaceae
Exons: 1
Coding region: 1-2244 (747 amino acids)
Biological process (GO): chromatin remodeling
Cellular component (GO): Swr1 complex
Molecular function (GO): ATP-dependent H2AZ histone chaperone activity
Source: RefSeq, a predicted model, not a curated record